Molecule: messenger RNA, 3962 nt
Organism: Brassica rapa (field mustard)
Lineage: Eukaryota; Viridiplantae; Streptophyta; Magnoliopsida; Brassicales; Brassicaceae
Product: probable magnesium transporter NIPA4
Biological process (GO): magnesium ion transport
Cellular component (GO): membrane
Molecular function (GO): protein binding; magnesium ion transmembrane transporter activity
Source: RefSeq, a predicted model, not a curated record
UAAAAGCUGUUAUUGCUUUGUUUCCCAGUCUAGUGCAAGCCAGAGAGCCUCAACUUUUUUUCCCCUUAUCUCGAUCUACAAUGAACGUGGACCAUGGUUCUUCUGUCCUAACAAUCACAUAUGGUUCAAGAAGAUCAAGAAGGUAAAAAGUGGACGAUCAGAUCUCAUCUUCUUCUCGGUAAAUAUGCUGUGAAUUCAAUCAAACAUAUGGCAUUAGCACACACCCACGCAUAAACCCUUUUGUGACCUUUUAGAUUUUUUUUUUCAAUGUAAAACUGAGAUGGGUUUUGCUUAAAACUGAAUGUUUUCAAUUCAAUAUUUAAAUCAUUGAUUUUUUUCAUACAAAAAAGCAAAUAUUAUUGAUGUGUGUGUGAAGAGCUCAUGCAUAUCAGGCGAUGGGAAAAAACGAACACAAACAAAGAGGCAUCAGAAAUGUAGUCAUAAAAUGACACUGCGUGAUAUCAUAUUACAAGGGUCUGAACCACAGUGACCAGAACUGAGCAAAGCAGUUAGCAAGUGAUGGCGUUUUCCAUAUUUUUAACACUCGCUUGAAGCUUCCUCUCCUUCACUUUCUGAGCCUCCAAAGCCCCAGCUGAAAAGAUGGAGAAAUGACACGUUGCAAAAGAUGUAUUCCCACACAACUAUAAACAUACCUUCCAAAUUUUAAAACUCCAAAAAUAGAUUACUUGUUCUUCCUUCUUUAAUUCAUUGGCAAUAUGAUUUGCGUCGUAUAGAUUCAAGCAAUACCUAGCUAGAGGCCAUACAUCUAGAGAGAUCAGAGAUGGAGGAGCUUGAUGCACCAAUACAAAUUGAUGAAACACACAUUAUUAAUCAUUAACUCAUAUGGGUUUUGAAUUUUCUCAAAAGCUUCACCUGCUCUGUCUCAUUUCCUAUAUUCUUGUUGGCAUGGACCAUCAUCGCCUAUUAAAUCAUUCACUAUGCUUACAAACUCGAGUUAGGUUUUUUUCUUGCUUUGACUAACCAGAAAUUAACAAAGACAGAGAGGGUAUUCACUUGAUCACUUCAAGAGAGAAAUGAAUAUCAUACCCCUUUUUUUUAAUUCUCGCUUAAGAUAAGCCAUGACCAUAGUAAGGCAAGUAAGCCCAAAGCUGAGUAGUGGUGAGCACAAUUGUAGCAUCAUCUGACAUAACUCCAUGCAUACGUGAACUCUAAGAUAGCAUCGGAGGGCCGAACUCCACUCAAAAUUUUCACAUGUCAGCAAACACCACAAAAGUUUUGCAUUUAUAAUGUGUAUUUCUUAUUUACUUUAAAAAAGGUUUAAUACUUGUAGUUAAUUAUAUAUUAUUGAAAUUGCUGGUUAAAAUGUAAUAUACUGAAGAAAAAAAAAUUAAUUUGAAGUUUUUUUUUGUAUAUAAGACAAGAUAGGUUGGGUUGAAAGUUGUAAAACUCAAAACCCUAAUUUCUACUAAAAGAGAAAGAGCCCCCUCCCCAUCGACCCGUUUUCAUCUUCCUUAGGAGACACAAAACUUUUAUUCUUCCCCUUGGGAUCGAAACAACAAUGAUGACAUUCCAUCUUCCGGCAGAUUUAGAAGAAGAAAUACUAUCUAGGGUUCCGACCACAUCUCUGAUGCGAUGGAGAUCUAUUUGCAGACGAUGGAACACUUUAUUCUUCGAAGACCAAAGAUUCUCCGAGAAGCACUUUCGUAACGCUCCAAAGCAGCCUCUCGUUCUCAUGUUGACAGAACAUAGGCUUUUUUUUGCGAGCGUAGAUCUGAAGUUUGUUCCUCCUUCAAUAGAAUUUAGCGAUGCACUUAGCCUAAGAGAUUAUACUGUUUCAGAAGAUGCCCAUAUACACUCAGUUUCUCACUGCGAUGGUUUGUUGCUAUGCACCACCUUGGACGAUGAACUCGUGGUUUGGAAUCCUUGUUCAGGGCAAACAAGGUGGAUCAACGACACCGAUGGUAGCAUGUUUUUCCCUGGCGACUCUAGGUUUACGUUAGGAUACGGAAACAUUAACCAAUCUUGCCGCAGCUACAAAAUUUUGAUGUUUUACCAUAUAAAUUACGACUACGAUCACGUCCAAGAUGAAGUAUUUGAACUCUAUGAUUUAAACUCUAAUUCGUGGAGAGUUCUUGAUGCUCGUAUUAAUGCUCGUAACUGCAUCAGUAACGAGUCUCAUGGUGUGACUUUGAAAGGAAAUGCUUACUGGAUUUCUUCUGAUGGCGAAGAGGAGGGCGACUUACUCAGUUUUGAUUUUACGAGAGAGAGAUUUAGACGUUAUCGUUUUCCUCUCACAUUUAGGAGUUGUCGUUAUCGGGCUCUGUCAGUUGUUAGAGAAGAACUCUCAGUGUUACGUUGGAUUGAUUCAAAUAUGGAGAUGUGGGUGACCAAUAACAUGGAUAUUACUUGUGAAUCAGAUUUGUCAUGGACCAAAUCCUUUGCAAUGGACUUUGUAUUAAAUAUUUAUACGAGUGUUUUAAUCGACGAAGAUAAGAAAGUGGCCUUGUGUGAUUCACCUCAUGAGCAAGUUGCAUUCACUAUUGGAGAGGAAGAUGAAUAUUACUCAGAGAUCCCUUUUGAAAGAGCGCGUUCUAGACAUGAACAUAUUUUCAACUAUGUUCCAAGUCUGGUUCAGUUCCCCCAGCAAAGUAUUGAGUCAGAUGAUUUUGGCAAAUUUCAUCGUGGAAGAGGGUUGGGUCAUAGAAGACGACUUAGUAAUGGAACGUGGGAUAAUGACAACAUGUAUUUACCAGAGAUUUACGAUGGCAUGAUGUCCGAAGAAGAUGACGAAUGUGACUGGCUGGAGAUAGAGUGCACUGAUUUUAGCAAUAGCCGAGGUCGUGGAAGCCGAGGUCGUGGGUGGAGGAAGACGAGAUAUGUUACCUUGUAACGCAAGGUUCAUCGGUAAUAUUACCAUUGCGGAUAGCAAGUAUGCCAAUGAAGAUGGGUUUGAAUCAGAAGGCAUUCCACUUUUAGACGCCAAGAAUCGCUCAUGUUAUCAUAAAAGCGUUAUUGCUUUGUUUUCUGGUCUACUACAAGCCAGAGAGCAUCAACCUAUUUUUCCCUUAUCUUGAUCUACAUGGACCUUGGUUCAUAUGUCUUAUCCAAUACUGAUGGUUCAAGAAGAUCGAGGAAAGUUAGAAGGAGGACGAUUGGAUCUUCUUUCUUCUUCUCAGUAAAUAUGCUGUGAAUUCAAUCAAAGCAUAUGGCAUUCGCACACACCCACUCAUAAACCCUUUUGUGACCUUUUAAGAUCUUUUUGUUAUAGAACAGAGAUGGGUUUUGCUUUAAAACCGAAGGUUUACAAUUCAAUAUUUGAAUCUUUGACUUUUUUAUUUAGUUCUUCUAUUUUCUCCAUUGGUUGGUUUAAACUAUUUGAAAAAAUAGAGAAUUUGAAAGUUAGAAAACACAUGGUUAGUCAAUUGGUUUGAAGAAAUAGUAUAGUGAUGAGAUGAGGUGGAGUUAUAACAUUGAUGGUCACAUAUAGAGACAAUGUUUUAUGUUCAUCUUUCCACGAUCAAUCACUCCGCUGGUAGAUGAGAUGUUAACUCGAAACUGCGCUAUGUCCUUCUCAAUCAACUUCUUCUUUAUACAUUUCAUAACUUAGAGAGUCAAUCACCAAUUUAAUUUAAUUUAACUAUAUAUACAACAACAGCACACAGUCUCUUAUCUUUAAAAUCUUUCAACAUUCCGCAUUUAUGUUAACUGUAAUCCGAUUUGAAAAUCACAAAUGGAGGAAUACGUGUUCACCUAUAAAAUAAAAACUACCUAAAAUGGAAAAUUACAAUCUACUCAUUUAGGAAAUAAUAUUGUAUAAAAUUAUCUACAAGAGACAAAAAAUUAAUUUGUUACCAAAAUACAAUAAACUCAACCCAUAUGAAAAAGAUCGCCAUAAUUACAUAUUUUCAAAUAAACCCAAAUAUUCCUCUGCACAUCAAAAGAGAAAAAAAAAGGGGAGAAACUUGUUGUAGCAGUUGAGCUAGAAAAAAAGAGACAGAACA